AUGUCAACGUCGGACUCAACAGUGACCAUCACCUGUGCAGAUGGAAAGUGGAAUAAGCAGGUGUCGUGUGAGCCAGUAGACUGUGGUCUACCAGACAAGUACCACGUCCACCCAGCCAACUUUAACUUCCCUGAGGGAACUACCUAUGGCAGGAGGAGCACCUUCCAAUGCAGGGAGCCUGCCCAGCUCGUAGGUUCUAACAACACUCUGACGUGUCUGGAGGAUGGUCUGUGGUCAUUCCCUGAGGCACUGUGUGAGCUGCGCUGUCCGGCCCCACCCCACGUGCCCAACGCCAUGCUGCAGACCAAGCGCUGCAACGACACGGGUCUCAAAGUGGGCUCCCUCUGCAAGUACAAGUGCAAGCCGGGCUACCACGUCACCAACAAGCCCAAGAGGCGAGCCUUUAAGCGUCAGUGCACAGAAGACGGCAGCUGGCUGGAGGGGGCGUGCGAGCCGGUGACCUGUGACCCUCCGCCUGCCAUCUUCCACGGCAUGUAUCAGUGCACGGAUGGCUUCCGCUUCGACAGCACCUGCUGGAUCAACUGCCCCGGAGCCAACCACACGGGGCCUAGCACCAAUGUGAUCCGCUGUAGGAAGGACGGCAACUGGACUGGCUCCUUCAAGCUCUGUCCUCAGAGCAAGGGACAGUGCUCUCUACCUCAAAACCUCAACCCCAGCAUACAAGUCAGCUGCAAGAAGGGACAUGGAAUAGGUGAGGAGUGUGAGCUGAUGUGCAAGGACAGUAACAACGACGUGGGUGAUCCUGCCUAGCAAUAUGACCGCAGACAGCGUACUCAAAGAGCACUGGAGAAACCCACCCAAAGUCAAGAAUGUAGUGUGCACAAUGGGACUGAAGUGGUAUCCACACCCAGAGGUGCUCCACUGCAUCAAAGGAUGUGAG
Molecule: messenger RNA, 901 nt
Organism: Salvelinus sp. IW2-2015
Lineage: Eukaryota; Metazoa; Chordata; Actinopteri; Salmoniformes; Salmonidae
Product: pappalysin-1-like
Exons: 7
Coding region: 1-771 (256 amino acids)
Biological process (GO): cell surface receptor signaling pathway; proteolysis
Molecular function (GO): metalloendopeptidase activity
Source: RefSeq, a predicted model, not a curated record